AUGGCGGAAGAAAUCGAGAAAUCUGUGCCGGCGGAGGAAUCUCUGAUGGAGAAGAUUGCCGAGAAGAUUCACCAUCACGAUUCGUCGUCGUCGUCUGAAUCCGAGUACGAGAAACCGGAUUCGCCUUCGGCUGUGAAAGCGAAGAUCUAUCGUCUCUUUGGAAGAGAGAAGCCUGUUCACAAAGUUCUCGGUGGUGGAAAACCUGCUGAUGUGUUCUUGUGGAGGGAUAAAAAACUGUCAGCUGCUGUUCUUGGCGUCGCAACUGCUAUUUGGGUGUUGUUUGAGCUCGUUGAGUAUCAUUUGUUGAGUCUUUUGUGUCACGUUUCGAUACUCGCUCUUGGAGGCUUGUUUUUGUGGUCCAAUGUCCACACAUUUAUUAACAAGACUUCACCUAAAAUUCCAGAAAUCCAUGUUCCUGAGGAGGCUUUCGUUGUGAUUGCUUCUUCCUUGAGAAAUGAAGUAAACCAAGCGUUCGUUAUCCUACGAAGCAUUGCUUUAGGAAGGGACCUGAAGAAGUUCUUGAUGGUUGUUGUGGGUCUAUGGAUCAUAUCGGUGGUGGGGAACUGGUGCAAUUUCCUGACACUGGUGUACAUAUGCUUCGUGGUGUUGCACACAGUGCCAUUGAUGUAUGAGAAACAUGAGGACAAGGUUGAUCCAUUGGCAGAGAAAGCGAUGAAGGAGUUGCAGAAACAGUACUUGGUGUUUGAUGAAAUGGUUAUUUCUAAGAUUCCCAUUGCUUCUCUCAAGGCGAAGUUGGGUUAA
Molecule: messenger RNA, 762 nt
Organism: Microthlaspi erraticum
Lineage: Eukaryota; Viridiplantae; Streptophyta; Magnoliopsida; Brassicales; Brassicaceae
Source: the annotation of a GenBank genome assembly